UUUGGUUGGUGUCACGGCUGCAAUGUCAAAUGAUGUCAGACGAAAUAAUAAAAUAAUAAACACCCUAGUUUUUAUUAUUAGUUAUUAUUCAAAUGUUUAUAUGUAAAUAAGUUAAAAAUUUUAGAAGUUUUUUCAUUUAUCUAAAAUAUCUAUUUAUUAAAAAAUUAAUAAUAAAAAAUGGCUGCAAUACGUCAUACGUUACAACGUGAAAUAUUUACUCCAAGUGAUGAAAAAUUGUUGAGUGUUUGUUUUGUUAGUAAAUCAUAUAAAAAAAAGAAGACAAGUUUUUUAUGUUUAGUAACAACAAUAGAUGUACCAGAAACAUUAAUGAUUUAUCAAAUAAAAAAAAAUGAUAAAAAUGUAUUUAAAAAAAAACAGUCCUGGUUACUCACUGACGUCCAAGUUGUUGAUGGAAUAAAAACAGAUUCCAUGGAUAUUGAGUUACAUAUUGAUAAAAUUUAUCGGUGGACUGUUGCUACAUCACAAGAAUGCCGGACUUUUAUUAGUAAUUUAUACACUUUUUCAUGUAGCUUGUCUCAAAGGCCAGAAUUUAAAAAUAUAUCUAAAGAAUGGUUGAUUGAUCCAACGAAUCUUACUGAAAGUGACAGCAUCACAUUGACUCCAGAUUUAUUAACACCAGUAAUCUCAUCAGACUACCAGCCAAUAACUAAUAAAGAAGCAACAGACCUCGAAACAUUGAUGUUAGACUGCAGUUAUGCAAUAUCAAAUGCCGAGUUAUUUAUGCAAACUCUUUCAAAAGAUCUGUCAAUAUUAGACGGUGAAAAUGUCCAAUCAGUUUUAGCAUCAGAGCCUCAAGUAAUUCAACUAAUGAAUGGCAUUGAAGCGGCAAUAGUUGAAGCCUCUGUAGUCGAAGCCCGACUUACAGCGUAUGAUGAAGCUCUGGGACGAAUUCGUGAAGUAAUGGCUCGAGUUGGCCAAAAGAACCAAGCUAUUCACACCGCAAAUCGUAACGCUAGAUUACUAUUAGAGCAUUUGGACACAAUAAUAACUCAGUUAGACAUAUCGAAUGAGCAUCAAAAAAUAAUAAACGAAUCAGAGUUGCCAGGUGGCAGAGCUGAGUUAGUUUUAGCAGGACAAGCAGUAUUGAAGGCAAUCUCAGUAUCACUGCCCGUUGGUCUUGAUAAAUUAAGCGCAGUGACUGAACAAAAGCGGCGAUUAGAUAAAUUGAAAGUUAAAUUUUCUCUUUUAGUUGCUCGACACCUCAAUAAUUUAUUUAUUCAUUUAGGCAAUGACAUCGGUGAAAUUUCUUCUACGUCAGAUUUAGUUUUGCCAACUCACUCAUCAUUGCAUCGUGAAUUAGAGCCUUACACUGAAUUGAUGCAAUUGCUUCGUGCAUUAGACAAUAAAACAUUUUCUCAAUUGAUAAAAGUUUACACCAACACAAUGAGCAAAUUGUAUCAAAGGGAUUUAAAGAUAUUUUUUGAAGAAGCUAAAACAUGCUUAAUUAAUUCACGGCCUAGCUUAAGUUCAUCUAAACAAAGUGGACAAAAAAAAGAUGAUGAUUUAUUUACACCCGCGCCUAUUUGCUUGCUAAGCAAUGAAGUAUGGACAUCACAAAAUGACGGAGUAAUUUUAGACUCGAUAUUAAAUCGUGUAUUGUCUCAAUUGCAACCGAUUAGUUUGGCCGAGCAAGCAUUUUGUGUGACUUUUUUUCAAUUAGAUUCUGUACUUUCACCAUCCAAGCCUGAAAAUGAAGAGACCAUUGGUAUGGGUGAUAAUACAAGCAAUGAAGCAGUAAGUCCUGGAUCGGUUACCUCAACAGUUAGCAAAAAAUUGGAGCGACAAGUCAAUGAAGAAGUUCGCGCGACAAUGGGUGCUAUUUUUCCGUCGUUAGAAAUAGAAUUGAAUAAUUUCAUUUCAUUUUUGGAUAAAAUUGAUAGCUUCUGGUGUAUGUACCUACUGGUGAGAUUGUCUCAACAUGUUAUGUCGGCACAGGACACUGGAUCAUUUUUGUCGAUGACUUUUGCAUCGGCUUUGGUGCAAGUUAAAAGAUCUUUUGAUAAAUUUAUGCAACUACAGCAACAGUCUAUUUUAAAAGACACUAAAGUUAAUCGGAGGAAUAAGUGUGGGAUAUUGCCUUAUGUUGCUAAUUUUGGGUCCUUUGCUAGAAUUACUGAUAAGAUAUUCAAAAAUUCAGAUCGAAAAGUUGACUUGGAAAAAUCUUAUACUAAAUUAGUUGCGACUAUGUUUGAAGCUAUUAAUAUUCAUAGUACUGAGCAUCAUAAAACACCGCAAGAAGUUAUUAAAAUGGAAAAUUUCCAUCAUUUAUAUGAUUUGUUAUCACAAUUAAAAAUAUCGGUUUUGGAUCAGGAGCGAAAAAGUGCUAAGCAAAGAUACCAAGAUGCAUUGAAAGCAUAUGUUACUAGAUAUUUUGGUCGUCCUUUAGAAAAACUCAAUCUGUUCUUUGAAGGCGUUCAAGCAAAAGUUGGUGCUGGAGUUAAAGAAUCUGAAAUAAGUUACCAAAUGGCAUUUAGUAAACAGGAAUUACGUCGAGUUGUUAAAGAAUAUCCAGCUCGAGAAGUUAAAAAAGGAUUAGAAAAUUUGUAUCGAAAAGUUGAAAAACAUUUAUGUGAAGAAGAAAACUUAUUACAAGUCGUUUGGCGUGAAAUGCAGGGUGAAUUUAUUGCUCAGUAUAUUUACAUCGAAGAGUUGAUUCAACGAUGUUACCCGGACAGUCAAAUAGCUCUUGAAUUUACUAUUCAAAAUAUAUUAGAAUUUUUUUCAGAAAUUGCGAGAUCGCAUUAGAAGUUUAAUGUAAAAAUGUUGUUUAUU
Messenger RNA from Cotesia glomerata, 2793 nucleotides. It is a transcript of the gene Sec3, whose product is annotated as exocyst complex component 1. Lineage: Eukaryota; Metazoa; Arthropoda; Insecta; Hymenoptera; Braconidae. The transcript has 5 exons. The record is from RefSeq and is a predicted model, not a curated record. Gene Ontology annotation, cellular component: plasma membrane; exocyst. Gene Ontology annotation, molecular function: phosphatidylinositol-4,5-bisphosphate binding. Gene Ontology annotation, biological process: exocytosis; Golgi to plasma membrane transport. The coding region runs from base 178 to 2766 and encodes 862 amino acids.